Molecule: messenger RNA, 3418 nt
Organism: Penaeus indicus
Lineage: Eukaryota; Metazoa; Arthropoda; Malacostraca; Decapoda; Penaeidae
Product: zinc finger protein 420-like
Exons: 3
Coding region: 305-3178 (957 amino acids)
Source: RefSeq, a predicted model, not a curated record
AUUACGACCUAAGGCGCUUGGCAGUUCGUUUUUUCUUGUUUCAUAUUUUUUUUUAGAUGUAGCAACUACUUUUCUUGGGCUUUAGAUUCCAUGAGUAUAGUUUUUUGCGUGUGGUCAUGCGAUGAAAAAAAGAAACGCUUGUUGUCAGUGAUGUCAAGGGAAGAAGGACCAAGCGCGAAAAUUAGCUUGGGUGCCAGAUUGCUGUUACCACACCAAAACAUAGUAUGCAGAGAAAAAAAAAAAGCAAGAGAUGAAAUUGGAACUUUAAAGGUUUCAUGUGAGGAUUAUAUGAAAGUGAUACAGCAUGGGUAACAAGAAGGCCUUUGAGUGUACACACUGCAGUAAGGUGUUAUCUUCCAAGCGGAGCUUGCAGGAACAUGAAAGAAUCCACACAGCUGAAAAGCCAUUUGAGUGUUCACUUUGUGACAGUAAAUUCACUGCUAAGGGAAAGCUCCGUGAUCACUUGAAGACACACACAGGUGAAAGACCAUUUGAGUGCUCAUAUUGUCAGAAACGUUUUUUUUUAAGGUCUCAGUUGACAGUGCAUGAAAAAAGACAUACAAGUGAAUUUCAGUGCUCCUAUUGUGAGAAGAAAUUUGCUGACAAGUUUGUCUUACAGUCACAUGAGAGAAGUCAUUUAAAUGAAAAGAAAUACAGUUGCCCACAUUGUGAAAAGAAAUUUAUAAGCAGUUCUGCCCUAUGUAAUCAUAAGAAAUGGCAUGAUGGUGAGAAAAAGUUUGAAUGUUCAUUAUGCCCUAAGAAAUUUUUAACAAAGAAUUGUUUGAAAAGACAUAUUGUAAUCCAUACAGGUGAAAAACCAUUUCAGUGCUCAUACUGUGAUAUGAGAUUUAAUUGUAGGUCAAACUGCAAAGCUCAUGAACAAAUUCACACCAGGGCUCAGCUAGACAUUAUCACUCCCAUAGAUGAAAAAAAAUCGGAAUGUACGGAAAUUUUUCAAGAUAAAUUGCAAAGUGCAAAGAUGAUUGAUGAGAUGUCAUCUAAACUUCAUGAAGAAGAGAAAAAGCCUCCCAACGUUACACCAGAGGAUGAAAUGUCCUCUCCUUCCCAGCUUGUAUUGGAAGGUUCUCUCACAAAAGAAGAGCGUCCUAAAGAGAAUAGUUCAAGGACAGAGGCAGGUGAAAAGCCCUUUCAGUGUUCAUAUUGUGAAAAGACAUUCAGGUUUAAGGGAAACAUGGUAAAUCAUGAGAAAAGGAUACAUACUAAUGAGAAACCUUUCCAGUGCCUACAGUGUAAAAAGAAAUUCAUAACCAGGUAUGAGUUAAAAUUCCAUAAGUUGAAAGUUCAUUCUGAGAGGGAGUUUACUUGCCCACAUUGUAGUUACAAAUUCCAGAGUAAAGCCAACCUACAGCGACACAUAAGAGUUAAUACUCGUGAAAAGCAUGUCAGUUGUUCUUAUUGCAGUGAAAAAUUUGAAGCAGACUGUGCUCUCAAAGAACAUGUAAAAAUUCACAUAACUCUGAAAGUAUUUAGCUGUCAACAGUGUAAUGCAGAAUUCACAACAAAAUCUCUAUUAAGUAAGCAUGUAGAAAUUCAUGCAAGUAGUGACUGUCUGAAGUAUGAAGAGGAGCCUGCCAGUCCAACUUCUGUUAAAGACUCUGGAGAGGAGGCCUGGAAUGAAAAUAUGGAUGAGCAAAAGUUUUGUAUUCCUGAGGUACAAAGAGGGAUAUCUUCCACUGCAGGUCAUUCUCAAAAUGAUUCAAGUUCUUAUUCACAGACACAUACAGCGGGAAAAAUAUAUGGAUGCAUGGAGUGUAAAAAAGAGUUUACACUAAAGACCGCUUUAAGAAAGCAUGAAAAUACACACCAUGGCAAGAAGACUUUCCAGUGUUCACAAUGUGGAAAAAAAUGCUUCUCCACAGUGAUGCUGAAAACACAUUUGAAGGUUCAUACUGGGAAGAAUGUAUUUGUUUGUCACUAUUGUAAUGUGGAGUUUGCCACAGACAAAAUUCUAAAAAAACAUAUAUUAUUGUAUACUGCUGAAAAACUCUAUAAAUGCCCUCAUUGUGAUGCAGUAUUUGAAGCAAAGUGCAUUCUUAGAGAGCAUGUGAGAAAUAAAGAAUGUGAUAAAAAGCUUAACCAGAAUGCUUUGAUACACACAAAAAAGGACAAAAGUAAGACAUUACUUACAACCCUUUUGAGAAGAAUUAGAAAGAGCAUGCCACAGGAAGAGACAGGUAAAGAAAGAACAGACCUGAAAUGUCUUCCACAAAUAGGGGAAUACUCGCCAGCAGUAAAUUCAUUGAAGGAUGAAGAGUCCCCUUCUCCCCCAAAGGUACAAGAUAUAUGUUUUGCUAAGGAUUGUCAGUGUCCUGAUAACUGUAGUUUACAUGCCAGUACAGAGAACCAUGAAAUUCUGUUUAGAUGUUCUCAUUGCAAGGAAGAAUUCAGAGUUGAGAAUGAGUUAGUCCUGCAUGAAAAGACACAUGCCAAAGAUACAGCUUUACAGUGUUCGCAGUGUGCACGCAAAUUUGGUUCAGAAAAUGAUUUAGUGCAGCAUAAAAAAACACAUAAGGAUAAAGAGGAGUGUAGAUUCCCUUCAGAAGAACACACACAAUGCAAAGGGAAGGUGUCCCUUACUUCUCUUUUAAGAAGACACCGAAAGAGCUUACAGAGUGGUGAAGUAGAGGUAACAGACCAAGUGGAUGUUCCUCAAGUUACCAAAGAUCCCCCAUUGUGUUCUGCUUUGGAUUGUCCCAUGCCAGUGGAAGAAAUGAAUGAAGAAAGAACAGAUCUGAAAAGUCUUCCGCAAAUAGAAGAAAACUCCCCAGAAGCAGAUUCAUUGAAGGAUGAAGAGUCCUGUCCUUCCCCAAAGGUACAAGAUAAAUGUCCUGCAAAGGAUUGUCACUGUCCUGAUAAUUGCAGUUUACAUGCCAAUGCAGAGACACAUGAAGUUCUCCUUAGUUGUUCUCAUUGUGAGGAAAAAUUCAGAACUGAGAACAACUUAAUCCAGCAUGAAGAGACACAUACCAAAGAUAGAGCUUUCCAGUGUACACAGUGUGCACACAAAUUUGGUUCAGAGAAUGCCUUAGCACAGCAUGAAGCAACACAUAAAACUAUACAAAGGAUAAAAGUUUUCAGUGUUCCAUUUCUGAGUGUAGAUUCCCUUCAGAAGAACACACACAAUGUAAAGAGGAGGCAUCCUUUACUUCCCGUUUAAAAAGGCACCGAAUGAGCUUACAGAGGGAAGAAGUAGAGGUAACAGACCGAGUGGAUCUUCCUCAAGUUUCUGAAAAUAACCCAAAAGAUUCAAUGCAGGACAAGGAGCCUUCCGCUUCUCUCAAGGUACAAGCAGUGUGUCCUGCUAAGGAUUGCCACUGCCCUAAAAAUUGCAGUUUACAUCCAAGGAAAGAGAUAGAUAAAAGAUUGUUUAGGUGUUCACACUGUAAGAAAAAAUUUA